Messenger RNA from Daucus carota subsp. sativus, 1910 nucleotides. RefSeq names its product laccase-11. Gene Ontology annotation, cellular component: apoplast. The coding region runs from base 64 to 1740 and encodes 558 amino acids. Gene Ontology annotation, biological process: lignin catabolic process. The record is from RefSeq and is a predicted model, not a curated record. Lineage: Eukaryota; Viridiplantae; Streptophyta; Magnoliopsida; Apiales; Apiaceae. Gene Ontology annotation, molecular function: copper ion binding; hydroquinone:oxygen oxidoreductase activity. The transcript has 6 exons.
ACUUGCAUAUGCUUCAUCUCUCAAUCACCAAAAACAACACAAUUUCAAAGACUUUCUUGUGAAAUGGCAAGCUUGGCAUUUCUUCUUCCUGGGGGCUUCAUUUUUCUUUCCUUCUUUUUCGUUUCAGCCGAUGCAGCCACAAAAUUUUACCAAUUUAAUAUACAAGUGAAUAAUGUUAGCAGGCUGUGCCAUGCAAAACCGAUUGUAACAGUGAAUGGCAGGUUCCCAGGGCCUACUGUUUAUGCUAGAGAAGGUGACAGUGUUCAGAUCAAUGUCACAAAUCAUGCUCAAUAUAACAUAUCCAUUCAUUGGCAUGGAUUGAAGCAGUUUCGUAAUGGUUGGGCGGAUGGACCGGCUUAUAUAACUCAGUGUCCGAUCCAGAGUGGUAGUAGCUACAUGUAUAGCUUCAAUGUAACAGGACAAAGGGGGACAUUAUGGUGGCAUGCACAUAUUCUUUGGCUCAGAGCUACUGUUUACGGUGCAAUUGUCAUUAUGCCGAAGCCUGGAACUCCAUAUCCCUUCCCAAGGCCAGCUAGCGAAGAGACUUUGGUAUUUGGUGAAUGGUGGCAUGCAGAUGUGGAAGAGGUUGUCAAGCAAGGAAACAGUUUGGGAUUGCCUCCAAAUAUGUCAGACGCGCAUACAAUUAAUGGGAAGCCGGGGCCUCUCUUUCCAUGUUCCGAGAAACAUACUUUUGCCAUGGAGGUUGAACAAGGGAAGACGUAUCUGUUGAGGAUUAUUAAUGCAGCCCUCAACGACGAGCUUUUCUUUGCCAUUGCUGGUCACAAUUUGACAGUAGUGGAGAUUGAUGCAGUCUACACAAAACCCUUCAUGACUUCUGCUAUACUAAUUGCACCUGGUCAGACCACAAAUGUUCUGGUUCACGCAAACCAGAUGCCAGGUCGGUACUUCAUGGCUGUUAGGCCUUUUAUAGAUGCCCCAAUUCCGAUAGACAAUAAGACAGCAACUUCCAUAUUCCAGUACAAAGGAAUCCCUAACUCUGUCCUCCCCACACUCCCUCACUUGCCUUCACCUAAUGACACAACAUUCGCUUUGAGUUACAACCGAAAGCUCAAGAGCCUAAACACUCCAACAUUUCCAGCAAUUGUACCCUUGAAAGUGGACAGGAACCUGUUUUUCACAGUCGGUUUGGGGAUGAAUCCCUGUCCAUCAUGUGUCAAUGGAACGCGACUAACUGCUUCACUGAACAACAUCACAUUCGUGAUGCCAGAGAUCGGACUCCUUGAAGCUCAUUACUUCAAUACCAAAGGAGUAUUCAGAACUGAUUUCCCCGACAAGCCUCCAACUCCAUUCAAUUAUACCGGAGCACCACUCACAGCCAAUCUCGGGACAACAAAAGGAACCAGGCUUGUCAAACUAGCUUUCAAUUCCACAGUCGAAUUAGUGAUACAGGAUACCAAUCUGCUGACAGUUGAGUCACAUCCAUUCCAUCUCCACGGCUACAACUUCUUUGUCGUUGGGACCGGGAUUGGAAAUUUUGAUCCUAACAAGGAUCCAGCCAAAUAUAACUUGAUUGAUCCUCCUGAGAGAAACACAGUGGGAGUUCCUACUGGUGGCUGGACUGCUAUAAGAUUCACAGCUAAUAAUCCAGGAGUGUGGUUCUUCCACUGUCAUUUGGAGCUUCAUACAGGCUGGGGAUUGAAAACAGCUUUUGUCGUAGAAAAUGGAAAACAGGCAGAUCAAACAGUUCUUCCACCACCCAAAGAUCUUCCACAGUGCUAACAUAUAUUUUUAUCAGACUUGCAUCGCCUUCAAUUAAUCAAAAUGGCGUGUGAUCGUAUCUUUGUCAAGAUUCGAAUUUCAACAAGCUGCGGCAAAUCAUCCGCAUUCAAUCAAAAACAGUGUUAUCAUUCUUUUAAUUGUUUAUCAUAAUGAACAAUAUAUUUAAUUUU